GAGAUUGAUUGAGAUUUGAGAGAGAAGGUGUGUCAUAAUUUGAAAUUCGCUAUCAAAUUUAUUUCCAAAGGGAACAGCUUUUCAGCUCUGACAACUGUGCUGGCCACCCUCACCAGUCACCCUUCUUCUUCCUUCUUCUUUCUCUAACUUUGAAGUGAAUCAUAAAUAAUACAAAGACAUCAAUCUGCAACACAACCCUGAAGCAGCUUGUUGUUCCGUCUGAACUGAAGCUCCAACAAUGUCGGGGUACGUAGGCAUUCUGGUUUCAGAUCCAUGGCUGCAGAACCAGUUUACCCAAGUCGAGCUCCGCAGCUUAAAAACCCACUUCAUGAGCAUGAAGAGGGAGAGUGGUAAGCUCACAAUCGGAGACCUUCCUGCGAAGAUGUCGAGGCUCAAGGUUGUGGGAUCAGAUAAUCUCACUGAGGAGCAAAGGGCCUCUGUGAUUCAAGAUUUGCAUCCCAAGCUUGAUGAUGAUGUAGAUUUCGAGUUCUUCCUCAAGGUAUAUUUGCAACUCCAAGCUCAUGCCACUGCUACACCAGGAAGUGGUGCAAAGAACAACUCCUCAUCUGCCUUUCUCAAGGCUGCUACCACUACUUUGCUCCAUACCAUUAGCGAAUCCGAAAAGGCUUCCUAUGUGGCCCAUAUCAAUAACUAUCUUGGAGAAGAUGAAUUUCUAAAGAGAUACUUGCCAAUUGAUCCUUCCACCAAUGAUUUGUUUGAGAUUGUAAAAGAUGGAGUACUGUUAUGUAAGCUGAUCAAUGUGGCAGUGCCUGGAACAAUUGAUGAACGCGCUAUCAAUACUAAGAGAGUGCUCAAUCCUUGGGAGAGAAAUGAAAACCAUACUCUCUGCCUCAACUCUGCUAAGGCUGUUGGAUGUACUGUAGUCAAUAUAGGGACUCAGGACUUCAUUGAAGGAAGGCGGCAUCUUGUACUUGGAGUGAUUUCUCAAAUUAUCAAGAUACAACUACUGGCAGACCUCAACUUAAAGAAAACACCUCAAUUGGUGGAAUUGGUUGACGAUAGUAAGGAUGUGGAAGAGUUGAUGAGUCUACCACCAGAGAAGAUAUUGCUGAGGUGGAUGAAUUUCCAAUUGAAGAAAGCACAAUAUAAAAAGAUAGUCACAAAUUUCUCCUCUGAUGUCAAGGAUGCAGAGGCGUAUGCUCACCUCUUAAAUGUUCUUGCACCUGAGCACAGUAAACCAUCUGCACUGGCUGCAAAAAAUACUUUGGAAAGAGCAAAGUUAGUCCUCGAACACGCAGAUAGGAUGGGUUGCAAGAGAUAUUUAACUCCAAAAGAUAUUGUUGAAGGAUCCCCAAAUCUUAACCUUGCUUUUGUAGCACAUGUUUUUCAGCAUAGGAACGGGCUUUCAACCCAAAAGCAGAUAUCAUUCCUUGAAACUUCUCCAGAUGAUGCUCUAAUUUCCCGAGAAGAGAGAGCAUUUCGUUUCUGGCUAAAUAGUCUUGGACAUUCAACCUAUAUCAAUAAUGUCUUUGAAGACCUUAGAAAUGGGUGGGCGCUUCUAGAGUCCUUGGACAAGAUUUCCCCAGGGAUUGUAAAUUGGAAAAUUUCAAACAAGCCUCCAAUUAAAAUGCCUUUCAGAAAAGUAGAAAACUGUAACCAGGUUGUAAAAAUCGGGAUGCAAUUAAAGUUUUCCUUGGUAAAUGUUGCUGGAAAUGAUAUUGUGCAGGGCAAUAAAAAGUUAAUACUUGCUUACUUGUGGCAAUUGAUGCGGUUUAACAUUCUCCAACUUCUAAAGAACUUGAGAUUUCACUCACAUGGGAAGGAGAUUAGUGAUGCUGAUAUUCUUGAAUGGGCCAAUACUAAAGUCAGCAACACAGGAAGCCAGAGCUGCAUGAAAAGUUUUAAGGAUAAGAAUUUGUCAGAUGGCAUUUUUUUCCUUGAGCUGCUUAGUUCUGUGCAGCCUAGAGUGGUGAAUUGGAGUCUUGUUACCAAAGGAGUAACUGAUGAGGAGAAAAAGAUGAAUGCCACCUACAUCAUCAGUAUUGCAAGGAAGCUCGGAUGCUCGAUAUUUUUGCUUCCUGAAGACAUAACUGAGGUGAAUCAAAAGAUGAUCCUUACAUUGACCGCAAGCAUUAUGUACUGGUUUUUGAAACAACCAACUGAAGACAGACCCUCUGCAAUUUCGGAUAGUGAGGGUUCCAGCCAGUUGGAGACAAUCUCCAACUCUACCCUUGAUGACUCUGCUUCUGAGUCAUCAAUGGAGGAAAAUGGAAACCUAUAAUUAUCCUAUUAUUGGGAAACUUUUGCCAACUUGCCAUUUCAAAGGGCUCAUGAGUUUUUCUUUGAUAUAUAUUUUUUUCUUUUAUUACAAUUGAUUUCAACAAUGAAUAUAUGCAAUAGUAGGAAUCU
Messenger RNA from Fragaria vesca subsp. vesca, 2370 nucleotides. RefSeq names its product fimbrin-like protein 2-like. Gene Ontology annotation, biological process: actin filament bundle assembly; actin filament network formation. The transcript is spliced from 14 exons. Gene Ontology annotation, cellular component: actin filament; actin filament bundle; cytoplasm. The record is from RefSeq and is a predicted model, not a curated record. Lineage: Eukaryota; Viridiplantae; Streptophyta; Magnoliopsida; Rosales; Rosaceae. The coding region runs from base 239 to 2242 and encodes 667 amino acids. Gene Ontology annotation, molecular function: actin filament binding.